This is a messenger RNA of Periophthalmus magnuspinnatus, 966 nucleotides long. Its product is annotated as arrestin domain-containing protein 3-like. The transcript has 6 exons. The record is from RefSeq and is a predicted model, not a curated record. Gene Ontology annotation, biological process: protein transport. Gene Ontology annotation, cellular component: cytoplasm; plasma membrane. Lineage: Eukaryota; Metazoa; Chordata; Actinopteri; Gobiiformes; Gobiidae. Bases 1 to 966 code for a protein of 321 amino acids.
AUGACAGUGAAGCACUUCCAUGUGGAGUACAACAAACUGAACGAACAGGGCACGUACUCAGCGGGAGACAGCCUGACAGGACAGGUUGUCGUAGUGACCUCAAAGGAGACCAGAGUGCAGUGUUUCUAUGUGCGAGCCAAAGGCAAGGCCAAAGUAACAUGGAGCGAGGGAAGUGGACCCAACACUGUGGUGCAUCAAGACAAGAGGAAAUACUUCUACUUUGAACACAUCAUCCUUCAGGACAAGAACAAAGGAGAUGGUUCUGAAAUCAUUGGUGCAGGAAGAAAUGUGUUUCCUUUUACGUUUAACCUACCGACCACGGAUAUGCCUUCAUCCUAUCAAGGAAAAUGGGGCAGGAUUACAUACAGUUUGCGGGCCCAGCUGACACAGUCCAUUUGGGUUAUACAUAAAGCCAAGACUGAGUUCCCAUUUCGGACCAAGGCAGAGUUUCCAUUUGCAUCUAAAACUGAGAUGAUCUUAAUUGGGCUUAAGGAACAACAACAAGCAACACAGAUUUCAUUUUGUGGUGUUGGAAAAGUCACUAUGAAUGUUACCUCUGAAAAAAUGGGAAUCAGGCAAGGUGAGGCCAUGGGAGUGUCAGUGGAGGUGAUCAAUGAAUCAUCAAGAACAGUUACCCCCAACUUGUACCUGUGUGAGAAGCAGAUUUUUGUUGCCCAAUCCAAGCACAUAGUCCACACUAACAAGAUCCUGUUUGGGACGGGUGAUGCAGUGUCCCCUCAGAGCAGCCACACGGUGACCAAAGUCCUGAGCAUCCCACCUCUUCUGCCUCCAACCUUCUUCAACUGUUCCAUGAUGAAGCUGGAGUACAGGCUAAAGGUGACUCUUGAUGUGCCACAAGAACGAGACUCUGAGAUCAAGCUUCCUCUGAUCAUUCUUUUGGGUUCACCAAAACCACAGCAGCAGAAACCAAAACGCUCCAUUUGGUUUAGAAAACUUAUUGGUUAA